Schistocerca cancellata (South American locust) is the source of this 1135-nucleotide messenger RNA. RefSeq lists its product as uncharacterized. The transcript is spliced from 5 exons. Gene Ontology annotation, molecular function: sequence-specific DNA binding. Bases 44 to 694 code for a protein of 216 amino acids. The record is from RefSeq and is a predicted model, not a curated record. Lineage: Eukaryota; Metazoa; Arthropoda; Insecta; Orthoptera; Acrididae.
UUUCACGUUGUGGAAGUGACAUUUGUUGUUUGGUGAGAAGAUUAUGGCUAUGAAAGGUAGCAAAUGCGCCGUUCCAGGUUGUUCGAAUUAUAAAUUACAAAAGGAUAAAUCAUUUUAUAGAUUUCCCAAGGAUAAGGAGCUAUGUAAGCAGUGGGUUAUUUUAACUCAGAAACCCGGUUUAGCUGAAGUGUUCAAAAGCCGAGGGCCAGAAUAUGUUUAUCGAACGUACACUGUAUGCUCGGACCAUUUUCAGGAAAAAGAUUUCCGGAACAAGAUAUGGUUAAGCCAAGGUCUUUGGCGUGGUGCGAUACCUUCGCGGUUGUUACCCAAACCUAAACAAACUGUACCAGACAGUGGAAGAAAUGGGGAAGUGGCGACAGUGUUAAGUGACAUGAACAGUGUACAAAAUGAUUCAGCCACAAAUCAAAUGGCGAGGGGAUUCUCUGCAGAACGGGAGUCAGCAGAAAUAUACUUAGCAGAAAAUCAGUAUUGUUUUCAGAGUUGUACGCCAGAACCUCACCAGCCAUGUGAGAGUAUAACUGUGAAGGUGGAACAGGAGCCUGAAUAUGGAGGGAACUCCUGUGAUAAGCACAGACCACAGGAACCUGAAUACAUAGAAGUUAAGGGCGAGCCGCUCGAGGAGGAGGAAGCUACUGGUGAGGGUGCCACAGAGCAGGACUCUCUGUGUUUCUGAUGCACAUUCUCCUCAGACCUGAGCUGUCUUCGUUUGUGGUCCGAAUGUGACCGUAACUGCAGGCUGGGAGGGAGCUGCACUCCGGAACUGCAGCUGCCGGAGUGUGGAACUUCACAGGUCUCCGUAAAGGAGGGGGGACAGCCUGGGUAGUUGUGUGUCAGAUGUGAUGAAGCUGACAGACCUGAGAGAAGAAAGCCACUGCAAACUGGAGAGAGGUCAUCUCCAGCAACGGCCACAGUGAAAAGCGUCUUCUUCUAUGCAUUUGAUGUGUGUACAUAUGACUAUGGUUUUUACUCCUCCAUAUGUAUUUUCCAUUUUUUAUUUCCUCAUUUGGGGAAAUAUUCCCACUUUUCUAUUUCAUAUGUUCAGGUACCAUCUUCGCUAAAAAUAAAUGCAGAAGUUUUACUGUCUUUGCAUAGGGUUGCCAUAAUCAGAGGACAA